CCGCGCAGCACUGGGAGCCUGCUCGCCCUGCAGCCCAGCCAGCUUGCUCCGCACCAGCCUGCUGGUCUGCCCGCCGACCCGCGCGCCCUCGCUGCCGCCCGUCUGCGCCCCUAGACCCCAGCGGCACCAUGCAUCUCUCCCAGCUGCUGGCCUGCGCCCUGCUGCUCACACUGCUCUCACUCCGGCCCUCCGAAGCCAAGCCCGGAGCGCCGCCGAAGGUCCCGCGAACCCCGCCGGGAGAGGAGCUGGCCGAGCCGCAGGCUGCGGGCGGCGGUCAGAAGAAGGGCGACAAGGCUCCCGGGGGCGGGGGCGCCAACCUCAAGGGCGACCGAUCGCGACUGCUCCGGGACCUGCGCGUGGACACCAAGUCACGGGCAGCGUGGGCCCGCCUUCUGCACGAGCACCCCAACGCGCGCAAAUACAAAGGAGCCAACAAGAAGGGCUUGUCCAAGGGCUGCUUCGGCCUCAAGCUGGACCGAAUCGGCUCCAUGAGCGGCCUGGGAUGUUAGUGCGGCGCCCCCUGGCGGCGCUCAGCAGCUGCCACUGCCUGUCCCACACUUUGACUGUCCCAUCCCAGGCCAUGGGAAAGCUGCUGUCUCCACCCCAGAAACCCUUGUCAGUGUUGGGUCUUCCCCCGGAGGGAAACAAGAGCUCCUCUCCAGCACACUGUCUCUUUUUCACAGUACAGAACACUUUUUCACAGUUUGUGAACCCAUUCACCUCCCCGUAUUGAACAGCUUAAGGGCCAAGUGCUGGCCUAAGGCACUCUAGGACCCACUGCACCCCGUACAGACUCAGAAAUAUUUGUCAAUGACCAGAGAAACCAGCACACCCUAGCCCAUGGCCACUCCCACCUGCCCUAGGUUUUAACCAGUGCCCUUCCUCUCUUUGCAGCCAGACCUCCCUCGGCUGUGGGCUUCUCCCCAGUUCUGCAAAGGCUGCAGUUGUCUGUGAUCUUGACUCUCCCCUGCACAGGGAGAAAAAUGAUUCUGACACUUGGGGACCAGCCUUCAGUAGCUACCCUUGGAAUGCCUUUCCUCUCUUCUCUCCUGUCUAAACAACAAAGAGACGGAGUCUGAGGCCUCAAAUUUUCAGUUUGAUUUAAGCAUCAAGUUCAAACUUUAGAACCGGAACAAAUGUUAGCGACUCUUCCAUGGGUUCGUACCUGGAAUGCGCAUUCCCAUAGGGGCCUUGUUCUUGGGCCUGGCUGUCUGUGGUCACCAAGUGAUGACCAGACGGGUAGUGAAAGAUGCUGUGUAGGAGGAAUCCCCAUUGCUAAGAAUUCUCAACCCCUUUGAUCAGGGGGGUUCAUUAAUCUCCUACUAGCUCUCUUAGCAUAGAUGAACACUUAUCAUCAACAUCCUCAACACCGGCUUAUGCCCAACACCAGCUGUU
This is a messenger RNA of Cercocebus atys (sooty mangabey), 1395 nucleotides long. It is a transcript of the gene NPPC, whose product is annotated as natriuretic peptide C. Gene Ontology annotation, biological process: cGMP biosynthetic process; receptor guanylyl cyclase signaling pathway. The transcript has 3 exons. Gene Ontology annotation, cellular component: extracellular region. The record is from RefSeq and is a predicted model, not a curated record. Gene Ontology annotation, molecular function: hormone receptor binding; hormone activity. NCBI's taxonomy places the organism in Eukaryota, Metazoa, Chordata, Mammalia, Primates, Cercopithecidae. Bases 129 to 509 code for a protein of 126 amino acids.